CAUGCGCAGUCGCACAGUUUCACGUAUCCGAAGUAAAUAAAUCCAGAAAAUGACAAUUAUUUUUGGUUUUAUUGAGUUUUAUGAUACCAUGUUAUGCCGUACCAUAGAAAUAAGUUUUGACUAUGCCAAGAUCCCGAAAUAGCAGAAGUGCUAGCCCCCAGAAAUCCGUGUCAGCGGAAAGUAUUGUGGAAUUUGAACACAGAAAAACUUUGCAAAAUGUCCAUGAUAUUUUUUGCGAGGCAAUCGAUGCUGAUGUCAUUCGAUUGGUUUUGCAGGAGUGUAGUUGGAGAGAGGAGGAGGCAGUUGAGAAACUGUUGAUGAUUGCUGAAAGUUAUGAGGAACAGAGAAAAUACAAGAGCAAACUUCACAGAAUUGCCGAGGGAGUGUUUGGGUCUCUCCGCUCAGAGGAUUAUGGACACAAUUCCAUCAUUACAGCGGCCUCUAGCUUAUCUCCUUCAGAGAAAGUUAUCAGGAGACCAUCAAAGCCAGCUGCAAGUGCUGACAAGAGCAGCACAAACACUUCCAAGCUUCAUCCUGUUGGGUCUUCCGAACAGCUGCUUGCCAGGGGCUUGGCACCAACAUUUUAUUUGUCUGGAGCUCAAGGCAGUGGGAAUUCCACAGUGGACGAAAUUGAAAUGGAUCUGCAUUUUCCACAGUUACCAACAAAAUCAUCCGAAACUAAUCUCUCCAGUGCUUCUUCAUCAGUAAGCAGUCAGAAAUCACACACUGAGCAAGCAAAAACUCCAUCAUCAUCAAAAACAGCACUUCUGUCUCAGGCACAAAGUGCGUUUAAUCAGCAGUUUGACGAUGCUGAAGGAACACAGAGAUGGGAACAAUAUAAACAGAAGUUGAGUGAACAUUAUUUAGUUAACUUGACAAAAGAAAAACCUGGUGGUACCAGCAAAGCUCAGAGUCCAAGUUCCGACUCCAAACAAUCACAGUCCUUCCCUGAUGAUCCAGCUAUUCUGCAGGCAGAAUUGGAAAGUCCAAGGUCUGAUAAGGUCAUUCAGAAAGAAAUUGAAAGACCAAGAUCUGAAACAAGUCGUAAUUUUCCUGUGCGACUGUUAAGUAGAAGUCCGGAUACUGUUGAGGAUGAUGUACAGGUACCUGACUUAAUCUCAGGACAGAAUGCCAAUUUUCCGUAUGCUUAG
This is a messenger RNA of Mercenaria mercenaria, 1151 nucleotides long. RefSeq lists its product as uncharacterized. The transcript has 3 exons. The record is from RefSeq and is a predicted model, not a curated record. Bases 123 to 1151 code for a protein of 342 amino acids. Lineage: Eukaryota; Metazoa; Mollusca; Bivalvia; Venerida; Veneridae.